CGGACUCUCAGUUUGAGCCGCUCUAUCCCGCGGUGGUUUCUCGUUGUGCAGUAGCCGCGCGCUGUGUGUCGGUACCGGGAAGAUGGCGGUCAGGGGAGCCCUGCGCACCGAGCUGGCGGAGGCCGUGUCCAGCUGCCGGCUGCUCAUUGUGGGGGCCGGAGGCAUCGGCUGCGAGUUACUGAAAAACCUGGUUCUCACCGGAUUCACCAACCUCUACCUGGUGCGACCCCCCCGGGGGAGGGAGACAGGGAGAUACCGGGACCGGGGGGGAGACAGGGAGAUACCGGGACUGGGGGGGGGAGAGAGGGAGGGAGGGAGGGGGGCACACCGGGACUGGGGAGAGAGGGAGGAGAUACCGGGACUGGGGAGGGAGACAGGGAGAUACUGACUGGGAGAGGGAGGGAGGGGGGGCAAUACCGGGACUGGGGAGAGAGGGAGGGAGAUACCGGGACUGGGGAGAGAGGGAGUGGAGGGAGGGGGGCAAUACCGGGACUGGGGGAGAGAGGGAGGGAGAUACCGGGACUGGGGAGGGAGACAGGGAGAUACCGGGACCGGGGAGGGAGAGAUACCGGGGAGGGGGACACGGGGAGAGAGGGGGAGAUACCGGGAGGGGGGGACAGGGAGAUACCGGGGGAGGGGGGGAGCUGGCAAUUCAUAGUCUAUUAGUAGAUGUAAUUUACCCGCCACCAGCUUCCCCUUCUCAUAUAAUAUGACAUCCCUCAUAUAAUAUUACAUCCCCCCUCCUCAUAUAAUAUGACAUCCCUCAUAUAAUAUUACAUCCCCCCUCCCCAUAUAUUACAUCCCCCCUCCUCAUAUAAUAUGACAUCCCUCAUAUAAUAUUACAUCCCUCCCAUAUAUAAUACAUCCCUCCUCCUCAUAUAUUAUUACAUCCCCUCAUAUAAUAUUACAUCCCCUCCCCCCAUAUAAUAUUACAUCCCUCCCUCACAUAAUAUGAUUCCUUCCCCCCUCCCUCAUAUAAUAUUACAUCCCUCCUCAUAUAUAAUGUCAUUACAUCCCCUCCCCUCAUAUAAUAUUACAUCCCCCCUCCUCAUAUAUGACAUCCCUCAUAUAAUAUUACAUCCCCCCUCCUCAUAUAAUAUUGCAUCCCUCAUAUAAUAUUGCAUCCCUCAUAUAAUAUUACAUCCCCCUCCCCAUAUAUUACAUCCCCCCUCCUCAUAUAAUAUGACUUCCCCCCCUCCUCAUAUAAUAUUACAUCCCCCUCCUCAUAUAAUAUGACUUCCUCAUAUAAUAUGACCCUCCCUCAUAUAAUAUUACAUCCUCUCCCUCUAUAUAAUAUUAAGUAUCCUCCCUAUAUAAUAUUACAUCCCUCCCUAUAUAAUAUUACAUCCCUCAUAUAAUAAUAUUACAUCUCUUCUUCUCAUAUAAUAAUAUGACAAUUCCCUCUCAUAUAAUAUUAUAUCCUCCCUAUAUAAUAUUACAUCCCUCCUCAUAUAAUAUUACAUCCUCUCCUCAUAUAUAUUAUGUUACAUCUCCUCUCCCUCAUAUAUUAUAUUACAUCCUCUCUCCCUUAAGCAUAUAUAUUACAUCCCUCUCCCUUUUCAUAUUAUUAUAUUACAUCCCUCCCCUCAUAUUAUUAUAUUACAUCCCCCCUCCUCAUGUUAUUACAACUCUCCUUCCUCCUAUUACAUCUAUUCCUCUUCCAUUUCUUAUUAUCUUUCCCAUAUUAAAACAUCUCCCCUCCCUCGAAAUCUCCCCAUCCUCUUAUUAUUACAUCUCAACAUGUUAUUACAUUCCUCCCAUGCCCUAUUCCUUAUAUUUGUCUCCCCAUCCCCCUAAUUGUAUUAAAACCUCUCCCUUCCUACCUCUCCCUUCCUCUUAUUACAUUUCCACAUGUUUACCUCCCCCAACACCCCCUUCCUUAUAUUUGUCUCCCCAUCCCCCUGCUCAUAUUAUUACAUCUCCCCACCCCAAUAGCUACCUUCUCCUCCUAUUUGUACAUCUCCCGGCCCCAAUAGCUUCCUUUUCUUAUAUUAUAUCUCCCCACCCCUGAUCAGCUCCCGCUCCUCAUACCAAAACAUACCACGAUAUGCCUCUUGUUAAAGAAAUGUAGAAUUAAGCUCAUCUCAGCCCAUUUGCAUCAAUCACUUGCACAUUCAUUUUGACAUUUUCACAUAUUGUUUUUUCCCAGAUUGACCUGGACACUAUUGAUGUUAGCAACCUGAACAGGCAAUUUUUGUUUCAGAAGAAGCAUGUUGGGAGGUCUAAAGCUGAGGUAAUUCAUAUAUGUGCGACAUCAUCAUAUAUACAUCCACGCUGUGCUCCAAGUAUGAGAUAAAGUAACAAUAUACCUGCAAUUGAUUUAUGGCUUUAACAAUAGACGUCCCAAUGGAUGCAGAGUAAUAUGUCCCUCUAAUGUGCGUCAGGUAGAAUCACUUUCAUUGAUCUACAUGUUGUACUAGGCAAAUUUAGCAUAUUAACCACUAAAACCCUAUAUCGUGGUUAUGGUACCAGGCGUUUCUUGGCGCCCUCCUGGAGCAGUUUGUUAAAUCGUUUAAGAAUGGAAGGCUGUAAUGGUUAUGGUGUGUGAAUGAUUUAUUUUUUUAUAGUAAAAUUGACAUAUAGAGCUGAUGCACUGAGUGCAUCUGUAUUCUUUUUCAUCCACAAUACAUAAUGCGGAAUCACACAGUGUUCAUUGGCAAGACAGACAUGGUUAUGUGUCAUUGCUGCAGUAACCGGAUGACAAUCCUGCUGCCAUUCAUUGGCAGGUUGCUCUCUGUUAAUGAAUGCUAUGCAUGUGGACAUCCAGCUUCAGCUAAAACCCUAUAUGAAAACAUUAAACUGUGCUUUCCUAUAAAGGGAAAAUUCCUAAUGUGGGUGUGGCCUUAGGUCUUUUGUCAGGUUAGUGACAGGAGAGGUUUGUUUGUUUGUUUUUUAAUCCCUUCUGCAUCACGAGGAGGGGGGAGUUUCCCUUUAAUGUUCUUGUUCUGUAUUUCUUAGUAGUGUAUUCACUUGGCACCAAUUUAUAGAAUUUAGGGUAAAGAAGCUAUUCACCAGUGUGGUGUUAGUCAAAGAUUGUAGCAAAUUGCAAUUUGACCAAAUCCAGACAGAAAUGUGUAAUUGGGGAACAUUGUCCAAAUCCACUAGUCUUGUGUUGGCUCUUUUUAGCCUGAAUAUUGCAAUUUUUAUUGCAAGUCUUUUAUCCCUUAGCAGUUUGCUUACGCAUAAAAUCUAAAAUUAUGUUGUAGUGUGUGCAUGUACAUCAGUGUCCGUAUUGCAGGAGGCAGCAGCCAAUUUCAGGUAUCUUAUAUCUUUAACUAUACGUAUGCUGGAAAUCUUUCUAGCACUGUGUAUAGAGUCUGUGCACAAUAAAAUGAUGCUGGAUUUCUAAAGUAGAAUCCUAAAUUGCCACUGAAUGUUCUUAAAAGCAUAAAAUUUUACUGUCAGGUUCUGAACAUUGCAGACCCCCAAGGCAUAGUAAUGAAAUGUCACUUACAAUUUAAGGUGCUAAUUUAGAAAUAUAUUCUGACGCGUUUCUCCACACUCUGGCAAUUGAAGCUAAACCUCAAUUUCCGCAUUGCACGCUGAGAUAUUUACAUCAUUCACAUAAUGUAUAUCCUGCUGUGAUAUUGCCUGUUGGGAAUGCACUGUACAUGAGUGAUUCCAAUCGCUUACAGCGGUUUUAAAUGUGCAAGUAAUGAUUUCAUGAUUGCCCGCUGUAUAUUUAGUUUGUUUUUUUACUGCUGCAGAAAGUGAUUGCAUUAUAAACUCUGCUAUUGCGUGUAAAGGGUAAUAAAUUGUGUAUUCUUUAUAGGUGGCAAAGGAAAGUGCUCUGCAGUUCUGCCCCGAAGCCAACAUUACUGCAUGUCAUGACAGUGUCAUGAGGUAAGUUGCCUUUUUAUUUUCUGAAGGGUUUCAUUUAUUUUUACAUUUCAAUGUUUGGAAUACCGCUAUUUCUAUCCUGAGUUUGUAAUUAUGUAUAUUCUACUUGGUUGGCUGCCUCGGUGCAUUCUCUGUGCUUUGUAUUUUUGAUGCUAUGGAGCCACGGCUUUAAAGGAACACAUAACUGUAUUCCUAACACUACAGUGUCCCUCUGCCUAAGCACACUCAUGCCACCACUAUGACAGGGUUUUUCCAGUUGUCUAAUUCCAGUGCCGCGGUACGGCUCCUCCUCCAGCACAUGCAAAUAUAUAAAUAUAGACGAUAAUCUUUGGUAACAGCAAUAUAUUGCACUCUUUUGUUUUAUUUUGUCAUUAUAAUAGAUAUUAGAUAACAUAAAAGAAAAAUUCUGUAAGAGAAAAGACAUUUGGAAAAUAGUAACUCUCUCUUUGAGGUUUCUAUGAAAUCUGAGAGUACAUAUGAACUAUAUUUUACUUUAAGCUAUAGGAGAUCUGAUUUAUGCGAUGUUAUACUGGAUAUAAACCCUGCUGAAACCAUUUGCCAUUAAGAAUCAAUUUUAUUUAGCUGAUAAGUCCUUAGAAAUAUUUGUGUAUUACGCUUUCAUAGCCCAUGUCUAAAGUUGUAUAUAUCAGUUAUGUUGUUUUAGUGUUAACCAAUAGGAAUGACAUGUGGCUUUAUAAACAGAUGAUAUACAUACUUGGCUAAGGCCAUUUUGGCCAUGGCAUCAUGGUUUUUGUCCAGGGCCAUGUGUAGCUUUAAUAAAGAAUAACGUAUUCACUUUAUACUUCCACUGUGAUGCCUGUAUCUCUUUUGGAAGAUUUAUUCCUCCUCUGACCUCAGCUGUUGGGGAAAUCCCAGUGUGCUUGCAUGGCAAGAGGUGCACGCAUUAGGCCUUCCCGAUAGGACAUCAUUGACUCAGCUUUUCUAUGGUGAUUUAGAAGACUCUGGACAUCCACAGUCGUUUCACAGAAUUAAACUAAAUGAAACAGCCGGAAGCACCUCCAGUGCCUGCAUGGUAGACAGCUACUACAGACAGUCUAAACACUGCAAUGUAAACUCUGUGGUUAAGGAAAAAGGGACACUGCACCCAGACCACUUUCAGUAGCAUUUAAUAUAUUUCUACUGAACAUUGAACUUAUAUCCUUUUUUUUAAAUCAAUAUCAAUGUUAUAACAAAGCAGAUAAAACAAAUACUGGAAGAUUUCCUUAAUGAUAUGUUUUACGGAGGUUGACAGGACUUAAUCUUAAUGAUAUUUCAGGAACAAAUUCAGUUCAGGAAAAUCACCUUUUCUUGGUUGUUUGCUCUCACUCUUUAUUUCUACUUAGCUGCAGUUUGCGUGGUUGUUAAACCUCAAAUUCUGUUUUUUACAGCCCUGAUUACGACGUGGAAUUCUUCAGGCAGUUCACAUUGGUCAUGAAUGCCUUGGACAACCAAGGUAAUGAUUUCCAAAUACGUUCCUGAUCAUCUUUUAACUUACUGCCAUUUAAAAUUGCCAAAAGAGGCAAGCUGGAAAAAUAGAGAAUUUUUCCACUUUUGGCAUUUAAAAAAAAUAUAUAUAUAUAUAUAUAUUUCACAAAGACCUUGUCAAAUCCUUCCUCCUCUAUUGCUUAAUCAUAACAGACUGAUAUUUUAUCUAUACACAUUAGAACAGAGGGUAGCACAGUCUAUCCUCUAUAGGUUAGUGUGAUAGAUACACUUUAUAUCUUGAAUUGGGUUACUCUACUUCUGUCUGAUACCUAUUGUUACCCUUUUAGCUGCCAGAAACCACGUGAACAGGAUGUGUCUUGCUGCAGAUAUUCCCCUGAUUGAGAGUGGGACUGCUGGCUACCUCGGCCAGGUCACUGUAAUUAAGAAGGUUGGUAAACCUUUUAAUUACUCAAUAUCUUUGGCAUCUGAACAGGGUGGGUGGUGGUCAGUUUCACAGUUUGUUAUUCAUUGUAUAUAAAUGUUAUGUGCUGGGAGGGUAACUUUUAAACAAAAAUUUUUUUAGUCUUUAAUAGCAUCAGCCCUGGUGUAGGAAUGUUAUUACAAAAGACAGGAGAGAAUAAUCAGACCAGAAGCAUUGUGAUUAGCUUUGCAUAGUUUGUACAUUUCUCCUGUAGCAUCACAUUUUAUGCAGAUUUUAAUUUGUUUUGGUUUGUCCUGAAUUGGAGAUUUAACUGUCCGGGGGAAAAAAUAUCAGAAUAUUUCCAAAUUUUUUUCAUUCUUACAGUUUCUUCGGGUAAGAUUUCAAAUAUAUAUGUAUAUUUUUCUCUUGUUUUAUGAACCUCCAGGGAGUCACGGAGUGCUACGAGUGCCAGCCUAAACCCACCCAGAAGACAUUCCCAGGAUGCACCAUUCGAAACACACCAUCUGAGCCUAUUCACUGUAUUGUAUGGGCCAAAUAUCUGUUCAAGUAAGAUUCUCAUUUACCAGGCCUUCUGUGCACACUCUGCUUCAUAGCAUUUAUGUUGAUAUAUUGAAAGUGCACGAUUAAAGAGGAACUGUCACUUUUCUGGCAUUUACACCAUUGAAUAAAACAAUCUAAAUUACCUAUAUCUUGUGAGAUGCUAUGUUAUCUUUUAAAUUUAAAGAUUUAGCAAUUUACAGUAUAUUCCAAAUAAAUAAGGCAGGCUAAACAUUUCAAAUGAAGAGGUGAAAUACAUUGUUCCAACUGCCCUCUUCUCUUUAUGCUGACUGCCGGGUGCAAAGGAAAGUUUACAACAAUGCUUGACAGGGAGCUAAGAUGGAGGCAUCCAGUUUCAUAAUAAAGAGGUGUGAACUUCUAUAUCUGCUUUUAUUUUUUACACCUGACAAAUACAUAUUUGAUAACAAUGGGGAUAAACCUAAUAUUAAAAAUCCUGUAAAGUGACAGUUCUUUAAAUUUUAUGGUAAAUCUGGUAAUACUUUCUGCUGGGCCAGUUAAAAUCUGUCAAGGUUUGUGAUGACUCUUCCUUCACUACUAUUACCCAAUACAUUUUACAAUAUUGUGCUCCCUGUUGGUGUGGAAUGCAGAUUAUAUUCACAGACACAGGUAACAAUGUCUUAUGCUUAUUUUAACUUUAGCCAGUUAUUUGGGGAAGAAGAUGCAGAUCAGGAAGUGUCCCCUGAUACCGCUGACCCGGAAGCAGCCUGUGAGUUGUUAUUCUCUGUUUUUCUUACUCCCCUCUUCUUAUUUACUUAACUGUACUAGUGAAACCUCUUCAUCCUGCUCCUUAUGUGUUCUAUACAGGGGACCCAACAGAUGCCGCUGCAAGAGCCAACGCAUCAAAUGUUGAUGGUGAUAUAAAGAGGGUUUCAACCAAACAAUGGGCAAGAUCAACUGGCUACGACCCUGUAAAAUUGUUCCACAAGGUAAUAAGAGAGAAUAAUCUAUUGUGAAAACUGUGCACUUGUGUUUAUUUGUAAAUUUAAGGACAUUCGGUUUAGCCUUCUAACAAGCAGAAAUAAUAGACCUAAUUAUUAUUUUUAAAGAUUUAAGCACCCUUCGUGCACUGUGUCCCUAGUGGCAUUCCUCAUCAUGAAUGUAUACAUUGUAUAACACCCAUAGAAGUGAGAUUUUAAAGCAGUAUGAAUUGCCUUCUGGUAUUAUACAAUUUAUAGUGCUAUGUAAAAAAUCUUAUGGGAUUGUGUGUAUUUCUGAGUUCUGUCAUAACCCUGGAAUGCAGGUCUGUCUUGUGUUUUUAAAGCGCAAAAAAUACUUUGGUACCUCCCUAGCUUUCAGCUUUCUUUCAGCAUGUGUUACCCUUAUUUUGCAUCAUCUAUUCUGUAGAGCCCCAAUGUUCCUACAUGACCUGGACAUUCCAUAGCAGGAUACUUGCAGUCAAUGGUCCUUCGUGAGUUGAAACUUAAUGAAGAACCUGUUCCUGUGUUGUUCAUUUUGCAGCUCUUUAAAGACGACAUCCGAUAUCUACUGACAAUGGACAAACUUUGGAAGAAAAGGAAGCCUCCUGUGCCAUUGGACUGGGCCUCAUUACAGGAUAAAGGUAGAUUGGCAAUAUUUCCAAUUAGUGCAAACAAAUGUUAUGUAAAUAAUUGUGGGUUGUUUUUUUUUUUUCCUGUCACUUAUAUUUUGUUUGAGAUGUGGUUUAGCCAUCACAGUGAGGUUUUUAUCGCCUUUUGUUCUUGCAGAAAACAAUUCGUCAGAAGAGCACAAUGAAACGACUCCACUCGGACUGAAGGAUCAGCAAGUUCUAGAUGUGUGCAGCUACGCUCAGUUGUUUUCUCAAAGUAUUCAAACCUUAAAAGAACAAAUCUCUCAAAAGGGGGACAAUGCGUCCCUUGUGUGGGAUAAGGUAAGGCGAACCAAGGCUGGGUGAUUAAUACUUGCUAGGAUAAUGUUGCAAAAACCAAAUUGUGGAAGAUUAUUAGAAAGCUUCACUUCAGUACAGAACAUGUACUGUUUUUGUUUGAGCCCAGGCAUCACUUACAAAGUACCCACACAGUUUACUAGCCGGGAAACUUUAUUUAUUCUGUGGAUUUUCCAAAAAGAAUAUUAUAGAAGUGUGCUUCUCAUUUUUCCUGUCGCAGUCUAGCAGACCAUUCCAGGGCUAUGUUGUUUGGAUAUUGAAUCUGUCAGUCUUUGUAUAGAUGUGACCUUUAAAAGCAAAAUUAUGGACCGCUCAUAUGGGACAAAUAGUUUUUGGAAUCCUUUUGAAAUGAUUUUAUGGGAUAUUUUCUCAUUGAAAGUGAAGCUUCUACACACACAAUUUAUUCACAUUUAGGUUAUGGAAACAAAGAUUUUAUAUUUUUAAGCAGACUUUGAUAUGCAGUACCAUUUAACCCUCAUCGUGGGUAUUCCUGUAGAGCCGUUGUAAUAAAACAUGUAACCAUUUUUGUAACCAGAUACUUUCCUCGCUUUAAUUUUGUGUAAAAUGUCUGUUUGUAGGACGAUGCCCCAGCCAUGGAUUUUGUCACAUCCGCUGCUAACCUCCGAAUGCAUAUCUUCAGUAUGAACAUGAAAAGCAGAUUUGAUAUAAAAUGUACGGUUAUUUCCUUUGCAUUGUUGUGAUUUGUGGGCCCAUGUAAAGUGAUCUAAAAAUAUCUUAUGUCCUUAAUUUUAAAAUGUUUUUUCCCACAGCAAUGGCAGGAAACAUCAUCCCUGCAAUUGCCACCACCAAUGCUGUGAUAGCAGGUCUGAUUGUAUUGGAAGGUUUGAAGAUUUUAUCUGGUAACAUCGAGCAAUGUAGAACUGUAAGUUGCUUAUUUGUAUUACCCACUAACUAAUUUUCUUCACAUUGCUCUGUUUUAACAAAAUUAAUUUCACUAUUUUACAUCUGACAGGUUUUCUUGAACAAACAACCAAACCCACGGAAGAAACUUCUCGUCCCUUGUUCACUUGAUCCACCAAACUCCAGUUGUUACGUGUGCGCCAGCAGACCAGAAGUGACUGUGAAGUUAAACGUUCAUAAAGUGACUGUGCAGACAUUACAGGAUAGGGUAAGCUUGCGUUAUGGUAGAAGAAUUGUACGUAGCACGCGUGCACCUGUGCAUUGUAACUUUGUGUGAUUUCCAUAUUGAAAAUACACUUAUGUACUCUUUAGACUUACCAGUGUUUAAACGCACAUGCAGGAAGUGAUACUGCAGGCUGAUGGUGACGGGACACUCCACUGCCCAGGUGCAAAGAAUAAUAAAUAAAUAAAACUAGACUUUAAGAUGACUAAAAUACGACUAAAACUAAAUUGAAAUUCGGCGACUAAAACUAAAUUAAUAUUUGGCGAAAAAAUAAACACUGCACAGAGGGGCUGUGGAAGGUGCAAAAGAGGCCUUAACUAAACCCAUUUAAUUUUAGUCAUGUUGACUAAUAUACCCCCAAUGAAACAGUGUUAAUUUUGUCAACUAACAAUUUUUGAGAUUUAGUCGAUUUUAAAACUAGACUGAAACAAUUCAGAUGACUAAUAUACGACUAAAACGGCUUUUUAGUCAAAAGACUAUGACGAAAACUAAAUUGAAAUUUACCGCCAAAAUGAACACUUGAAAGCAUCCAUGCAUUUAAAAUGCAUUUUUUCAUUGCAGGCUUAUCUAAAACGGCUUUCAAAAGCUACAGAUCUUGUAUAAAACCUUUGCAAGCCCUCCCCUUUCUGUCAAAUCGUUUAGGAAUGGGUUCAUAUAAAUUGAGGCUCCUCCUGGCACAGAGGGUCCACCACCAUCUUUGCCACAUUAAAGGAAUACUAUAGGCACCAAAACAACUUUAGCUAAAUUAAACGGUUAUAAUGUAUAGAUGAUGCCCCUGCUGCCACACUGCUCAAUUAUCUUCCAUAUAGGAGUUUAUAUAGCACCCCCUUGCAUGUGACUGACUCAGCCUUCCUAAGCACAUUCUGUAAAGAGAGAUUUAAAGUUUAAACUUCAUUUAUUACCCAGUGUGUUGAAUUUAGAAUUUCUAAUCUUCUGCUCUGUUUGUGGCCUGCAAGAGCACGCAGAGCCUUCCGUGUGUGUGCUUACCAGUUUAAUUUACUGAGUUAAAGGAUCACUAUAGGGUCAGGAACACAAACAUGUAUUUCUGACUCUAUAGUGUUAACACCACCAUCUAGCCCCUCUGGCCCGCCUAAAAAUAGUAAAAUCUUAUCAAUGCAUCUCUAUGAGGAAAGUUCAGUGUUUCCAUUGCCACACUGCCCCAGAAAGCACUUCUAGUAGCCAUAUGAGAAGUGUCAAGUGGGGAGGUAUCUCUAGGCUGUAAUGUAAACACAGCAUUUUCUCUGAAAAGACAGUGCUUUCUGCAAAAAGCCUGAAGGGAAUAAUUCUACUCACCAGAACAAACACAGUAAGCUCUAGUUGUUGUUCUAGUGACUAUAGUGUCCCUUUAAUAAUGCGGAUUAACUCUUCUGCCUUAUCAAUUUCUAUUUUGUCCAACCUUGUUGAUAUUAAUUGGCUGAGAGCACUGGGCUAAUUCAUCCCCAAUCACUCUCAGCCAAUCCCCACUGUCCAGAUUGUAUGAAAUUGAGAAUGAGUUUAUUUUAUAAAAGUGUCAAUUUCUUUUGAAAACUGUGUAAAAUUAACAAAAUACUUGUGUGUAUUUCCUUCCUGUUAUUAGGGACUUUAUUUGUGUCUGCAUAGAUAUUUUAAAAUGUAUUUCUGUGACUUCAGAUUGUAAAAGAGAAGUUUGGGAUGGUGGCACCAGACGUUCAGAUUGAAGACGGCAAAGGAACCAUCCUAAUCUCGUCCGAGCAAGGGGAAACUGAUGGUGAGAGUGCUGUUUUUUUUAAUUUACCAAACAUUGCUUAAAAACCAUAAAAUUGUAUGUGUAUUCAUUGUUUUGUCUUAACAAUUCCAGCAAACAACAAUAAAUAUAUAUCAGAAUUUGGCAUUCGGAAUGGCAGCCGGCUGCAAGCUGAUGAUUUUCUUCAGGACUACACUCUCCUGAUCAACGUUUUACAUAGGUGCGUGUGGCUCCUGUUUCCCAGCAGAUAACCUUUCCAGUGCUAUGUCUAGCAAAGUGUUAUCCAAGAGUAUAGAACCAUUUAGCCAAUUUGUACAUGAUGUGCAAUAAGUCAUUGGUGAUGCUGUUUUCUCUUUGAUCAUUUUUUUUUUUUGCUUCGCAUUCUAGUCUACAGAUAAACUUAGCGUACAGUGUGUCAGAUAAGCCCCAUACACAAUCCAUACUGUAGUAAAAUAUCUGAUGUUCAGGGUUUUUAUUACUAUUUAGCUUUUUCCAUAAUGCUCUGUAUCUAAGACUAGGCAGGAAUUAUGGCGGUAGUAGUGUACGUGGUAAGUUCAGGAUUGCGGCUGGGUGUUCACAUAUUCUUUGGAAUACUGAUACAGUGCAAAUAAUAGGCUUAGCGUUGUUGUUUUUAUUAUUUGAUAUCGCAGUGUGCUUAAUCUUUACAUGUAUAAUAAUUGUCAGCAAGUAGAAAGUGGUUGAUGUGAUACAAGGCAUGCGUUUGUUUAUUUUUGCUAAUUACUCCUCCAACCUUAAAGCUAUCCAUGCAGGGUCUUUACGUGUUUGUGUUAUUUUGUUGGUAGUGAAGACUUGGGGAAGGAUGUGGAGUUUGAAGUUGUAGGAGAUGCCCCUGACAAAGCUCCCCUAAAACCCACAGAGGAAAGUGCUAAAAGCAUCACCAACGGAAGCGAUGAUGGGGCGCAGCCUUCCACAUCCACAGGUAUGUUUCCCUUCCUACCUCAUCCAGCCAAUAACUGCAUUCUAACAGUAAAUUAAUGUAUCCACAUCUAUCAAUACCUGUCCUGUUAUACACUGAAUGUGACAUUGUUUCCAAUUUCCACACGUAUGCCUGCCCUACUUUCUACACAGUUCUCCAAUGUAAUCUGUAAGCCACUUCUUUAUACAAACUGUCAUUCAGCUCUUUAACACACAAUGUGUCCACCCACUUCUACUUGGCACAGCUGUUAACAUACACUGUGCCGUGCCUUAUUCCGUACCCUGUUAGGCAGUGUGCCCAGUCUUUCUUGUCUCUAGCAGAGUGUUGAGACCAAUCAGGUCUCCAUUUCGGCAUCUUACGUAGGGAAGAGCAUUUCUCUCAGCUUCCUGUCAUUUCUUUGACAACAACUGUUAUCUACUAAAGUGUGAAUGGUCAGGAACUAAACAAGAAUUUCAUAUUUAUGGUCAAAGUAGCCAAACCAGAAGAAUAGCUGACUGGGAGAAUUAUUCAAUUUUGACUAAUUUGAACUUAAAGGGACUCUCCAGUGCCAGGAAAACAAACCGUUUUCCUGGCACUGCAGGUCCCCUCUCCCUCCCACCCCGCAUCCCAAGUUGCUGUAGGGGUUAAAACAUCCGGCGGGGGAGACCUAAUGCACAUGCGUGGCAAUGCUGCGCAUUAGACCCCCCCCCCAAAGGAGUUAAGCUUGCAAGGUAAAUAUUUCAGUUUAUGAAAACUGCAACAAUUACACUUGCAGGGUUAUGGGUAGUGGGAGUUGGCACCCAGACCAUUCCAAUGGGCAGAAGUGGUCUGGGUGCCUGGAGUGUCCCUUUAAAUUUGAAAUUUACUUUGAAUUCCCAACAAUUCUCACUUUAUUAAGAGGAAAAAAACAAACUGGAUUUACUCGUGCAUUCAUUAAAAGAAAAUACGGUUUUUAUUUUUGCAAUCUAUGCUUAUCUUUUUAUUCUUUUUGAUCAUAUUUAAUGAUUCAUUUUUAUGCAAAAUUGUCAAGCAGUUGCAUCAAUCAGGAAGACAAUGAGAUGUAGUGGUUUUUGGGUUGUUGCGGUUUAUUGCAGUAUUUUUAUUGAUGUUUGGUAAAAUCUUGGUAGAGUUUCAGAAGCAAGUCGAAAAAUGCUUCGACAAUGUCUGUUUGUGUGUUUAUUUUCUACCUUUAUGCUGUCAAAGUCUAAAUGUAUAUUUCCAUCAUUGUUGUGUGCCUUUGUUUCACUAAUUACUAACCUAUAGUUAAGUGAUGCACACCCUUUUUACAUCUUUAUUAUUUCCCUCUUUUAAAAAGCUCAUGAUCAUGAUGACGUGUUAAUUUUGGACUCUGAUGAAGAAAGCCCAUCCUCCAGUAAUGCUGAUGUCAACAUGGAGAGCACAAGCGUAAAACGGAAGCUAUCCGACGAUGGGGUUGUCAGCGCCAAAAGGAAGCGCUUGGAGCCACAAGAAGAACCGGACGAUGAUAUAAUUGCCCUUGACUAAGAAGUGUUCCUUUAGCAGGCUGAACUUUUUUUAUUACGUCAUUUGACUUUUAUUAGGGUGUGUUAAAUAUCCAGAGCUAGAUGCCAGGCCCUGAGGGACUGAAUCUACCUAUGCCAGUGACCUAUUUCCAAAUUUUCUGUGAAUUUAGUAAGCCCAGAUUUAUUUAUGUUUCGUACAACCUCAUGCUGCAUUACAUACAGCUGCAUCGCUUACCUUGUUUUGUUUAAAUGUGUUUUGUGGUUUAGCAAGAAGAACUGUGGUAUAUCAAAGGUUUUCUUGGGGGGUUGUUUUUUGACUCCAAUAUUUAUGUCUCUUAUUUUGUUACAUUUUUUUUAUUUUAGAAUAGGAUACGGCUAGCGCUAAAUGUUUCUCACACCCUAAGCCAACUCUGAAACCGUUAUCAUUUUACACAAGUGCCAUGACGAACCCUUUUUGUGGAUGCUGGGGCCUUUAAUCCUAACAUUUCUAGUAGUUUUGUGGCCUGGUCAGCAAACAAACGAGACAUCUGCAGGCGCUGUGUACGUUAUUGUAAAACAGUUCAUUUCUCUGUUAUUUUUCAGCUUAUACUGCCUGAUUAUGUCUGCGCUGAGCAUAUUUUGUGCAUUGUUUCCAGGUUAUUUAUAUUUGGUGUUUUGUAAACCUCAAAUACAGCUACCACACUGUACCUCCUUAAUGGACCAAAUAAAUGCCAUCUUGUUAAUGGUAGCCUGCAACAUAUGUUCUGAGGACCAACCAACAUUUAGCUCAUCUUGGAAGGACGUGCACCAAAAUAAACAGGGAAUCUAUGAUUUUCAGCACCAAGUCAAUAAAAAAAACAUGUUUUCUACCCAAUUUUCAUUCUUGAAAGAGCAAAACAAAAAGGGUAUUUUAAAGUAUACUAUAAUUGGCUUCCAGGAGAAAUUGAUAUUAAAUUUAUAUUUUUGUAACUCUUCAAUGUGGUAGUCAAUAGUGUAGUUUUGUUUAUUAUUGCAUUAAACCUAACUUUCGUGUUGUAGAUAUUGGUACGUAUGAAAAUUGACUGUACAGUAUAGAAACAUCCAUUGGAAGCUUGGUAAUCACUGUUUAUUUACUACGUUUGCCCUACAUAGUAUUGUAUGCAGAAUGCUGUGACCUGGAAGAAAGGGAAUGGGUGUAGAUAGACUUGUUAACACUGCAAUCACAUAUUAAGGUGUGACUUCAUGUUUCUUGAGACUAUUCACUGUUAGUCACCUGAAAUUGCUGUUACCAGACAGAUUUCCCAGAUAUUGGUAUAUACUUAGUUUUUUCAUUUGGUAGCUAAAUGUCAGUUCUCACAUUGCUUUGAUAAACUCCUUAAUGGCACCAGUACAAGCUCAGGGGUGUAAGGUGUAUGGUCACAUUUAGUUUUCUGAAUGUUAAAGGGAGACUCUAAGCACCAAAACGACUUUAACUAAAGUGCUUUUGGUGCAUAAAUCGUACCCUUGCAGUCUAACUGCUUCCCUGGCUGAGACUGACACAACCUCCCUAUAUACAUAUUGAAAAAGUCUAAACUUCUUGUUUCCAUUAUAUAUUGUCUCCUGCUUGAAUCUGCCAAAGCUUUCUAUGUGUGAUUUUUAAAGAUCUUAAGUAAACACACUGUGCUGUAAGAGCUAAUAGAAAAUGCUAUUAUUUUUUUCCAAUAGAAGAUGAUUGAGUCACAGUUAAUGAGCUGUAUUACUGUUCAUUGAGAGCAUUGGAAACCAG
This is a messenger RNA of Pelobates cultripes (western spadefoot toad), 15113 nucleotides long. The record is from the annotation of a GenBank genome assembly. Lineage: Eukaryota; Metazoa; Chordata; Amphibia; Anura; Pelobatidae.